Gossypium arboreum is the source of this 957-nucleotide messenger RNA. Its product is annotated as probable 2-oxoglutarate-dependent dioxygenase AOP1. Gene Ontology annotation, molecular function: dioxygenase activity. The record is from RefSeq and is a predicted model, not a curated record. The transcript is spliced from 3 exons. Lineage: Eukaryota; Viridiplantae; Streptophyta; Magnoliopsida; Malvales; Malvaceae. The coding region runs from base 1 to 957 and encodes 318 amino acids.
AUGAGCUCAACAACUCCGGCUAUGGUUCCAGUUAUAGAUUUCUCAAACCAAAACCUGAAACCGGGCAGCCCCGAAUGGGAUUUAGUGAAAUCCCAAGUUCGAGAAGCAUCGGGGGAGUACGGUUGUUUCGAGGCAUUGUUUGAUCCAAUCCUGGAGCUUCGAAAGGCAGUGUUUGGGGCUUUGCAAGAGACCUUUGACUUGCCUAUACAAACAAAAAAAUUGUGUGUUUCCGACAAGCCCUUUCGUGGCUAUUUGAAUCCUCGAUCUGGAGUGUUUCAAAGCUUGGCGAUGGAUGAUGCUUGUAUUGCUGAAAACAUUGAACGAUGCGUCACCAACACUUUAUGGCCUCAAGGAAACAUAAGUUUCAGUAAAACUCUGGCAUCUUUCACUCAACUAGCAUCAGAGUUAGAGAAGACAAUUUUGAAGAUGAUUUUGGAGAGUUUUGGAAUUGAGAAAUUCAUGGAUGAGCUCAUUGACUCCACAAACUAUCAACUAAGGGUCAUGAAAUAUGAAAAGCCAAAAACCAAGGAUUCAACCCAUGCAUUAGCUGCGCACUGUGACUCUAAUACGAUGACCCUUUUGUAUCAAAACGAAGUUAAUGGACUACAGAUUCAAAGCAAAGAUGGUGAAUGGAUCAAUAUGAAGCCUUCACCCAACUCUUUCAUAGUCUUGAUUGGAGAGUCCCUUAGUGUAUGGUUAAAUGGUCGAUUGCCUUCGCCUUCUCAUCGUGUCAUGAUGAAGGGUAACGAAGAUAGGUAUAGCUUGGGACUAUUUACAAGACCAAGAGGAGGCUACGUAAUCAAGGUUCCCAAUGAGCUUGUCGAUGACAACAAUCCCAUUCUUUUCAAACCUCAUGACCAUGAAGAAUUUUUGAAAAUUUAUCACUCCGAAAUCACUCAAGCAGCUGUUCAACCUGGGGGUUAUAUAUCUCGUCUUAAAGCUUAUUGUAGUGUCUAA